Molecule: messenger RNA, 2406 nt
Organism: Saprolegnia parasitica CBS 223.65
Lineage: Eukaryota; Oomycota; Saprolegniomycetes; Saprolegniales; Saprolegniaceae
Exons: 3
Coding region: 1-2406 (801 amino acids)
Biological process (GO): microtubule-based movement
Cellular component (GO): dynein complex
Molecular function (GO): dynein intermediate chain binding; dynein light intermediate chain binding; minus-end-directed microtubule motor activity
Source: RefSeq, a predicted model, not a curated record
AUGUACCAGUAUGCGCUCGAGUGGUUCAUCCAGCUCUUCGUCUACUCGAUUGCGCGCGCCGAGAAGAGCGCCGACUUGGCCAAGCGGCUCGUGAACCUCAACGAGCAGUUCACGUACACCUUGUACGUUAACGUGUGCCGGUCGCUCUUUGAGAAAGACAAGCUUCUUUUCGCCUUCCUGCUCACCGUCAAGAUCCUCACGGGCAACAAGACGAUAAUGCCUGGCGACCUCCGCAAGCCGAAUCCGUGCCCCCACUGGAUGAGCAUGAAGACGUGGGCCGACGUCGUCGGGCUUGAGAACCUGCCGGCGUUCCCCAACUUUGGCGACACCUUUGUGUCCGAGCUGGCUCUCUGGGCCGCGUGCUACAACUCGCAGGACCCGGCAGUCGACAUGGUGCAGAUCCCGUCCAUGGCCUCGUACGACUCGUUCCAGCGCCUUGUCGUGCUGCGCUGCUUCCGACCCGACAAGGUCGUGCCAAGCGUGAUGCUGUUUGUCGCCGCACAAAUGGGCCAGCGGUUCAUCGAGCCGCAGCCGUUCGACUUGAAAGCCGGUUACGACGACUCGACGUGCGCGACGCCACUCAUCUUUGUGCUUACGCCCGGUGCGGAUCCGAUGUCGGAGCUUCUCAAGCUCGCAGCCGAGAUGGGCUUUACGAAAAAGUUUGUGGCCAUUUCACUUGGGCAGGGUCAGGGACCCCUUGCGGAAAAUGCGAUCGCGGAAGCGAUCGACAAUGGCAACUGGGUCUGCCUCCAAAACUGCCAUCUCAGCGUGAGCUGGCUCCCGACGCUCGAGCGGCUCUGUGAAGAGAUUACGCCGGACCGCGUCCACGCGUCGUUCCGUUUAUGGCUCACGUCCGAGCCGUCGCGGCAGUUCCCGCCCUUUAUUUUGCAAAACGGCGUCAAAAUGACAAACGAACCACCCAAGGGCAUGCGUGCCAACUUGAAGGGGAGCUACCUCACGUUCACGGACGAUUGGCUCAGCUCGUGUUCGCGGCCCGCAGAAUUCAAGAAGCUGCUCUUUGGCUUGUGCUUCUUCCACGCGACUGUGCGCGAGCGCACCAAAUUUGGGCCGCUCGGCUGGAACAUCAAGUAUGUCUUUUCAGGAUCGGACCUCAACAUUUCCAAGGACCAGCUUAAAAUUUGCCUCGACGACCUCAAUGGAAGCGACGCGAUUCCGUACGCGGCGCUUGGGUACCUCGCCGGCGAGUGCAACUAUGGCGGUCGCGUCACGGACGACAAGGAUCGACGCUGCAUUGUCAAUACGCUCUCGGACUUUUACACGCCGCUGAUCCAGGACGACACGUACAAGUUUAGCCCGUCCGGGCUCUACUUUGCACCGAGAAAUGGCCCGCUGCAAACGUAUCUGGACUACAUUGACCAGCUCCCGAUGAACGAAGGCCCCGAGAUCUUUGGCCUGCACGACAAUGCCAACAUUUCGUGUGCGAUCGCCGAGACCAAUCUGCUGUUGGAGUCGGCGUUGUCCCUGCAGCCGCGAAGCAGCGGUGGCGGCGGCAAGUCCUGGGAUCAGUCGCUCGCCGAAGUCGCAGCCGACAUUGGCAGUCGCAUUCCACCCAUCUUUGAUAUCGAAAAGGCCGAUCUCGACUUCCCCGUGUGCUACGAAGAGAGCAUGAACACGGUCUUGACGCAAGAGCUCAUUCGCUUCAACAAGCUCAUCGCGAUCAUCUCCCGGAGUCUCAGGGAAAUCCAGCGCGCGCUGAAAGGUCUUGUCGUACUCUCGGCCGAGCUCGAAGCCAUGGGCAACUCGAUGGUCAAUGGCCAAGUGCCCAGUAUGUGGGCGAGCGUCGCGUACCCGUCGCUCAAGCCGCUUGGCAGCUGGGUCACCGACUUCCUGGCUCGACUUUCGUUUCUCCAAGCGUGGAUUGAUGCGAAGCAGUCGCCGACGAUCUACUGGGUCUCGGGUUUCUUCUUCACACAAGCGUUUAUUACGGGUACCCUCCAAAAUUACGCGCGAAAGCACCAGCAGCCCAUCGACCAGGUGGGGUACGAUAUGCAAGUGCUGACGCUGGCAGCCUCGGACGCCAUUUCGUCGAAAGCCGAAGAUGGCGCCUAUAUCAACGGUCUCUUCAUGGAAGGCGCGCGCUGGGACAACGGCAUCAUGGCGAUCGCCGAGUCGCGACACCGCGAGCUGCACGUUGCGAUGCCCGUCAUCCUGCUCUUGCCCAAGCGCCGCGACGCGAUCGAGCCUGUCAAGGACAGCGACCCGAAAGGCACCGCCCACGUGUACAUGUGUCCGGUCUACAAGACGAGUUUGCGCCAAGGCACGCUCUCGACGACGGGGCACUCGACCAACUUUGUCAUGUUCCUGCGCAUCCCGAUGGCGCCAGAGCACAACCAAAAGCAUUGGAUCCGACGGGGUGUCGCCAUGUUGACGCAGCUCGACAUUUAG